CAAACCCACCCCUGCUUCGUGCUGCCCCCCCCCAGCAAGGGGCUUUGCACAAGUGCUGGAGGAGAACGUCUCCCCGGGAGGGGGUGCAGCCCCACGACGGCACAGAGAGGCCGUUCACCAUGAACGUGGCUGUUCUCCUCCUCCUGGGGCUGGGGCUGUUGGAGGCGGAAGGCAGGUGUGUCUUCAAUCGGACUGAGGAGCACUGUGUGUGCUACAGCCUGUCCGAGGAGAGCCUAAGCAGCAUCAUCCAGUGCCUCCCAGCCUCUGUGGUGGAGUUUUGGGGGGGAGAGCUGGAGAGAUACAUAGCCUUCCCCAUCAGCGACUUGAACCCCUCUGCCAUUGAAACGCUGGGCUCCCUCACCAUCAGGAAAAUAAUUUUUGGUGACCUCCUGGUGCCUGAGAUACUCCUCGCCCGAGUCCUGAGGUUCUUCUCCUACACCCAGGUGCAGGAGCUGGUGUUUGAGAGCUGCAUUUUCGAGGGGAGAGGAAACUGGGCUGACAUGGCUGGCCAGCGCUUGCCCAUAUUGUCCCUGCGCUUCCGCAAUGUCACAUCUGCCCUGCUGACGGGCCGCGAGCAGGACUUCUCCAGUGUGAGCAGCUGGCUGGAGACCCUGCAGGAGCUGGCUCUCACCGGCUCCCAUGUCACCAGCCUCCACAGGACUGCUGCUUUUCACCACUGCUCUCCUCGUUUCUAG
Molecule: messenger RNA, 695 nt
Organism: Egretta garzetta (little egret)
Lineage: Eukaryota; Metazoa; Chordata; Aves; Pelecaniformes; Ardeidae
Product: monocyte differentiation antigen CD14-like
Exons: 3
Coding region: 120-695 (191 amino acids)
Biological process (GO): positive regulation of type I interferon production; lipopolysaccharide-mediated signaling pathway; positive regulation of type II interferon production
Cellular component (GO): membrane raft; external side of plasma membrane; lipopolysaccharide receptor complex
Molecular function (GO): lipopolysaccharide binding
Source: RefSeq, a predicted model, not a curated record